AGAGAAGGUAGCUGUUAAUGUCGGCGUAGACUGAAGCUCACUAAUACCCAUAACUCCUCUGGUUUCCACUCAAAGAAAGUGAGGAGGAAGCGUAUACUUGAAAAUUAAUUAAAGCAAGUAUUAAUAGAAGUGUAAGUGUGUGUAUUAAAUGUUCAUUAGCUAAUUAACUCAUUAAAAAGAAGACCAUACAAUUUUUUUUAAUCUAAGUUUUACUCAAAAGUAGUAGUUGGAAGUUGAAAGAGAGUGAAGUAAGCGAGAGAAAGGAAGGAAGUGGAUUGGAUUCAAGUUUAAUGAAAUCUUAAUUGAAAACAGUUCAAAGGAAUUGCGGUUUGAGAUGCAUGAAGAAGAAGACUCGUCGGUGGUGGAGAUUCAGAUAAUGCAUUUUGAAUUGAAGAAAAUGUGAUUGUGAUUUUAACAGACAUAAGAGAAGAGAAGAGGAGAUCGAGAGAGAAAUGGAGUCACGAAUGGAUCAGUAUGAAAUCAUGGAGCAGAUCGGUCGUGGUGCUUUUGGUGCUGCUAUUCUUGUUCAUCAUAAAUCGGAGAGGAAGAAGUAUGUGUUGAAGAAGAUCAGGCUUGCGAGACAAACUGAGAGAUGCCGGAGAUCUGCUCAUCAAGAAAUGGCGCUGAUUGCGCGAAUUCAGCAUCCGUACAUUGUGGAAUUUAAAGAAGCAUGGGUUGAGAAGGGUUGCUAUGUUUGUAUUGUUACCGGAUAUUGUGAAGGUGGAGACAUGGCUGAAUUGAUGAAAAAAUCAAAUGGGGUGUAUUUUCCUGAAGAGAAACUCUGCAAGUGGUUCACUCAACUACUGUUAGCGGUGGAAUAUCUGCAUGGCAAUUUUGUUCUACAUCGGGACCUGAAAUGUUCCAACAUCUUUCUUACCAAAGAACAGGAUGUUCGCCUUGGGGAUUUUGGACUUGCUAAGACUCUGAAAGCAGAUGACUUGGCUUCCUCAGUGGUUGGAACUCCUAAUUACAUGUGCCCUGAACUACUUGCAGAUAUUCCUUAUGGUUUCAAAUCAGAUAUUUGGUCCUUGGGGUGCUGUAUGUAUGAGAUGGCUGCUCGUCGUCCUGCCUUUAAAGCUUUUGACAUGGCAGGAUUGAUUAGCAAGAUAAAUCGUUCUUCUAUUGGCCCGUUGCCUUCCUGCUAUUCUCCGUCUUUGAAAACACUCAUUAAAGGCAUGCUGAGAAAGAAUCCUGAGCAUCGUCCAAAUGCAUCCGAGAUUUUGAAGCACCCAUACUUGCAGACAUAUGUCGAUCAGUACCGUCCAUCCUUCAGUCCUCCCACAUCCUGCUCUCCUGAGAAACCUAUUCCUAGAAGUCGUGAAUCUCGAAGAAGUAUGGAUGAAAGCCAGACCAGUAAUAGUUCUAGUAGUGAUAAGGAUAGUUUGCCUUCAAGUGAUCGGAAUAUCCCAGCAGUGGUCUCAAAUUGUGACACUAAAGCCACUGAUACAGAUUUAGCUUCUGUUGGUGAUGAAGAUGGGACCAAGGAGCCCAUGCCAAGCGAAGAAGAAAGAGGUCCCAAUGUUUGCAUUGUCAAAAUGAAUGAGCAGAGGGUGAUGAAACCUUCUCAUAAUGAACAUGGAUGCAAUGUCGAACCAAAGCAACCAAAAACUAUCAAAGGUAUUAUGAUGGCCUUAAAAGAAGGAAAACCUAGAGAAAAUAGUUCCUCGUCGAGAGGAAAUCAUACAAAGUCUGGAAGUGCACCAACACAAAGAAGUAACAUAGAAGCAUCACCAAAACCUCUUAUACCUAAUGCCCUUGCAUCUGGUUUAAAGUCUAAUGCAGAUACACCAACUGUUGCCCCAGCAAAAGCAGCCUUGGAUUCUGCAAAGCAGGUCCAGGGAUCACAUCCUUUGAAACACCAGUUACCUAUAAUUGAGUCCUCACCGAAGACUAAACUCAGACAUGAUGGGACUCCUCCACCUGGUCCAAUUAAACAUGUUGAUGAUGGACUUGCCAUGAAGCCAAGGCAAAGAACACCUAAUCUAUUUAGGCGAUCUUCAUUUCCUGGAAGGACAAGACAAACAGGAGCUGAUGUUCCAAAUGGAAACAUGAAGUUGAGUCCAACUGAGAAAAACCAAGAACCUGAAAAUACUUAUCAAGUUCCUGAUGGUCGCCCUUAUUUUUCCAAGGAGGUAUCGCAAGAGUCUCAAAAAGCUCUAUUCAGAGCCUGCAAAGGAAAGCAGGCAGAAAGCAGUAAUUCUGUCUCAUCUUCAAUGUCAAUUCAAUCUUUUGAGCUUUGUGAUGAUGCAACAACUCCAUUUGUUGCCAUGCCUGAACAGACACUUCCUAAUCAUGAGGCAGUCAUCUGCACGGAAAGCUUAGAAAAUCAUCCACCUGGUUGUUCUCCUGCUACCACUUUGCAUUCUGGCAUGUCUGAAAAUUUGUCUUGGGAAAACAGUGCAUGUGCUGGAUGUGCUCAUAAAUCCAUACUAUGCUCAGAGGAAACCUCGGAUGUUGUCACAGAUCUUCACAAGAAAACUGUUGGUGAUGGGAGAGAGGGUGUAAGCAGUGCUCUGAAUCUGAUAGUCUCAAGUUUUGAAGAGAGAUUUAUUUGUAAAGAUACUAAUACCCAAUUAAGCAGGCCAAGUACUGGCCCUGAUAUGGUGCCCCAAUCAAAUCUUAUAUCUGCAUCUGGUGGUGACGACAAGUUCACAGUAAGAGAACUUCUAUCACCAGUUUCAGAAACCACUCCUUCCAUUACCUCACCAAUGUCAACGAGCCAAAAGAAUUUGCAGUCAGAAAAAGCUGCCAUUUUACAAAAUUCAACUGUUGAAAAACCCACUGCUGCCCAUCUGUCUCCUGCUUUUGAUGAUGUAAUACAUGUUAUACGGCACAGUAGUUUCCGUGUUGGGACCGAGCAGCCAGCUAUGGAAACUGUGGAGAUGGGGAUUCAAAAUGUGGAUGUGGGAAAGCUAUUAAAUGUAGUAGGAGAUGAACUCGAAAUGAGAAAUGUGAGUACGCCGAUGGCUCUAAAAUCAUCAAAUUGCUCUGAAGCUGUGAGUUUGAAAUCAAGUCUUUCAGAUCAUUUCAGCAUUAAAGAAAUUGAUUUGAGAAACAUCAGCCCUCUGGUUCCACAAUUUGAUUUAUCGGAGCUACCAAAAUCCAACUCCCCUGUCACUGAAGAGGAAGCAGCAGCAAGGGAAACUUUGGAUGUUAAAUCUUUCAGGCAGAGGGCAGAGGCACUUGAAGGACUUCUAGAAUUGUCUGCUGAUUUGCUUCAGCAAAGCAGGUUAGAAGAGCUUGCGGUUGUUUUAAAACCUUUCGGGAAAGAUAAAGUCUCUCCAAGGGAGACAGCUAUCUGGUUAGCUAAGAGUCUGAAAGGAAUGAUGGCCGAGGACAGCGGACGGAGUUCAUGAAUCAUGAUAUCCGUGGAAUUCUGUUCCGUUUGGUGACGCAGCGGAGGCAAGAAGCAGCUUGGAAGAAUCUGAAGUCGACUUCAUGAAGUUUCCUCUCUUCGGACAGGGACGCUAAAUACUAUACUCCUAUAAUAUUACUAGGAAUUUUCCUUAAAAAGAAUCACGCGUCUUGGUACUUUUUUUUUUUUUUUUCCUAUAAACUUACCUAACAGUUGAAUAUUUCUCUCUAACCACAGCUUCUCUGUGACUCUUCCCAAACACAAAGCCAAGCCAGAAUAUCCUCAUGGAGCAUACUAAUAACUACAACAAUCGUACAACUUCCGAUCAGCCUGUUGGGUCAACGAAGAGACGUUCUUCCUUUGUUCCCCGGUUAACGUUGAUUGUGGUGAUGUUUUUCUUCAUACUAUGCUUGAUCAUCUUCAUUGCAUGGCUUGUCAUACACCCUCUUGAUCCUGCUAUUCGACUCAAUUCCCUAUCUGUCUCCAACAUCACAGUCUCUAACCCUCAAUUUGCUGCAAAUUACGACAUCGAAUUCACUGUGAAUAACACUAACAAGAAGGUCAACUUGUUCGUCGACCAAGUCGAAGUCAUCGUGAAUUAUAGAAAGGGCCUCCUUUCCAGUACUCAGAUUCUUGGAAAAGGUAAGUAUCUUGGAAAGAUGAGUGAGGCAAGGUUGAAGGUUGAGUUGGGAAGGGACGCGGUUUGUUCGUUGAAGGAUAGGGUUUUUAAGGAUAUAAGUGAUGAGUGGAGCACAAAGAUAGUAAAUUUCAAUGUCAAAUUGUCUAUCACUGCAGGAUUUGAAAUUGGUGUUCUGCCAACCAAGCAAAGAAUCAUGGAGUUUCAGUGCAUGAAUUUAACUGUUGAAUUCUUCUCUACAAAGGGGACAGGGAAGCUCAUGAGCGGAGGGAAGGAUUGCUUGGUUCAUGCCUGAUGUCUUCCUACCUAUUCCUUCCGAUCCAAUUAGUAGCGCCGCCUGUUCUUUACAUAAUAAUGUGAUUUUUCACUUUAUUAUUGAGCUGAUUUAUCUUUGAAUAUAAGUUAAAUUUUAAUUUAUUUUUAUGAUAAGGUUUUUAGAUUAAACCA
Populus trichocarpa (black cottonwood) is the source of this 4439-nucleotide messenger RNA. RefSeq names its product serine/threonine-protein kinase Nek5. The transcript has 15 exons. Gene Ontology annotation, biological process: protein phosphorylation; microtubule-based process. NCBI's taxonomy places the organism in Eukaryota, Viridiplantae, Streptophyta, Magnoliopsida, Malpighiales, Salicaceae. Gene Ontology annotation, molecular function: ATP binding; protein kinase activity. Gene Ontology annotation, cellular component: cortical microtubule. The record is from RefSeq and is a predicted model, not a curated record. The coding region runs from base 453 to 3356 and encodes 967 amino acids.